This is a messenger RNA of Brettanomyces bruxellensis, 1764 nucleotides long. RefSeq lists its product as uncharacterized. The record is from RefSeq and is a predicted model, not a curated record. Gene Ontology annotation, molecular function: protein binding. The transcript has a single exon. NCBI's taxonomy places the organism in Eukaryota, Fungi, Ascomycota, Pichiomycetes, Pichiales, Pichiaceae. The coding region runs from base 1 to 1764 and encodes 587 amino acids.
AUGUCUACAAGUCAAUUUCCACCAUCUUCGCCAAUUUUUGGCUCAGAUAGCGAGGAAAUACAAACAAAAGGAUUGCUUAUUUCUGCAAAAGCAUCAGAUGUUGACGCCAUUAACGCGUCAAAUGCAAAUCUUGAUUAUCCUACACCUGCACCUUCUUCUUCAACAGGUUUCUUAUCAUCGGAACCCAACUUUAAUGAGAAUAAGGAGAAUGUUCCUCCAUCAUCACCUUUGAAGGCAAAGCUACCUAUCAAACGGAGCUUUAGUGUGAGAAACCCAAUUCCAGUGAUAAAUAAGAGAGCUGAGCCACUAAGAGGUUUGUCAAAAGACACAUUACCCUCAAUUAUUCCAAGAGAGUCACUAGAGCAUCAAGUGGCACGCGUUUCAAAAGUGUUGAGGAUCAACACUGCAAAAGAUUCGAGUGUUACUGUGGGCAGAUCGAGUAAGAAGUGCCAGUUUGGACUGAAUCCACAUAACAAGCUGAUUUCUCGUGUUCAUUGCACUGUUUCUUUCAAUAAGACCAAGAGAACAGUCACUUUGAAAUGUAUGGGAUGGAACGGGUUGAAUGUGACAAUUCCAAGCCGGGUUAAUGUUCUGAAGAGUGGAAUUUCCGACCAUCUGUACGAAGUGGUUAUGAAAACCGAAUCUGCUGCUUCUAGCGAUCAAAAGCAAGAAAAAGUGCUUGAAAAGGAUAGAAGGGUGCUUUUUGAAGAUCCAAGUUUUACAAACUUCUACAUUUUGAAGGGUGAGUCGGUCGAGAUGCCAAUAACAAAGAAUGUCGUGAUUGAUAUAAGAGGAGAGAUACUUUUGCUGGUGUUUAAAGAAGAAAAUAGUGCAAAAGCAAUCGAGAAACAUACUCAAAGUUUUAGCAAAUCAGUUUCUCCGCCAACUAUUCCAUUGGAAAAGAACUCAGAGGAAAAGAAGGAUGUUGAGAAAGCUGCUAAAACAAAUAUUCAGCCAACUGAGGUGAAGAAUGCCAAACCAACAGAUAUGAAGCAUGCCAAGCCAAUGAAUGUGAAUAACUUAAAGCCAGUGAAGGCUAAACAAGCAGAUUUAUUAGCAGAAGCGGAAAACAUCAGAAAGACUGAUGUGAAGAAGAUCAUAAAGUCGGUAAUUAAGCCAAUUGUUAAGCCACACACUAAACCAGUUGUAGCUGCCAAAACUAUUAACAAGUCGGUUGCUAAACCAGCCACUAUACAUACAUUCAAGUUGGCAGUUAAACCUUUGGCUAGACCUGUGACCCAGCAACCUGAAGCAACAACUGAUUUGGCGGUUAAACAGGGAAAGAUAGCUAAAUGUAGCGCCUCAGAUCACAAAAGAGUUAGAAAAGCAUACAUAAGAGAGGAAGAAGAAGAGGAGAAAUACGAGUUUGAGCAUAUGAGCAAAGAACAGAUACAUGAGGUGUUGAACCAAAUACCAGAACUUGAAGAAGUGUCGCAUAUAGUUGCAAACCAUAUUGCAUAUUCGAGACUGUUGCAAGUGCCGAUCUCGCAACUUCUACACUUGAAUCCAGUCAAAGAACGUGGAAUAAACAGGCUGCAACUGCGCUGUAUACUUGUUCAUCAUCUUGAUUUCAUAGGAAUAAUUCACAGACAUGGAACAGAUGCUGCCGGUCUUCCUUUAGAUGAGGAAUACUACUAUAUACCGGAAAAGGAUGAGGAUAAGUCACGUGUUACGCUUGUCGAAGAGCUGAAAGGUUCUGCCUCACAUCUUAGAAGUUGUAGAAAGACGCAUAAGCAGUAUUUCUGGAAGAAGCCAAAGAAAUGA